GAUGUUCCCGAAAUCCUCGCCAUGAUCCAGGGACUCGCAGACUACGAGAGCGCGUCCAGCAAAGUAGAAGCGACGGAAGAGUCCCUCCUCCAAACCCUCAUCUUCGCCACACCUGCAACCGAUAUAUCCUCCACCUCGACAGCAUCACCAACAACAACAACAACAACAACAACAAUAGAACACGCGUCACCAGGCUAUGCGAAAACCCUCCUUCUCCGCCUUCCCACCAGCCUAUCCGAAUCCGACCGAGCUGCCAACUUCACGCCGGGCGCUGUAGCGGGCAUGGCAAUGUAUUUCAACAACUAUAGCACCUGGCGUAGCAAACCGGGCGUCUACCUCGAAGAUCUCUUCGUGAAACCACAAUAUCGCAAGAGGGGCUAUGGCAAGGCAUUGAUACAGGCAUUGGCACAGGAAGUGGUGAGGAUUGGCGGUGGACGACUGGAGUGGAGUUGCCUGAAAUCGAAUACUGCGAGUUUGGCCUUUUACAAGUCCUUGGGGGCCGAGCAGAUGGUGGACUGGGUACAAUUGAGGGUCGAUGGAGAGAGGUUAGAGCGUCUUGCU
This is a messenger RNA of Sphaerulina musiva SO2202, 561 nucleotides long. RefSeq names its product acyl-CoA N-acyltransferase. The record is from RefSeq and is a predicted model, not a curated record. Gene Ontology annotation, molecular function: N-acetyltransferase activity. Gene Ontology annotation, biological process: protein acetylation. NCBI's taxonomy places the organism in Eukaryota, Fungi, Ascomycota, Dothideomycetes, Mycosphaerellales, Mycosphaerellaceae. The annotation marks the transcript as partial. The transcript has a single exon.